This is a messenger RNA of Cooperia oncophora, 291 nucleotides long. The record is from the annotation of a GenBank genome assembly. NCBI's taxonomy places the organism in Eukaryota, Metazoa, Nematoda, Chromadorea, Rhabditida, Trichostrongylidae.
AUGGACGAUGUUAGGAGCAUUAAUUGGCAGAUCGACUUACUGAAUAGUCAAGUUGUACUGAAAGGUUGUGAGCGAGCCGGAUUUGUCUUGCUGACAGCAGCUCGGGCCAGUGUGACACAGAAGGUGCAUCGAUGUGUAUGGCGAAACGGGCAAUUGUUAGGGAAGAAGUCAUGGUCUUCAAUAAUAUCUGGUAUGCAGUAUUUCGCUCCUAUAUCCAUUGUCAACGGGCGCACUGUGGAGUCGUUCAGAUGGUUAACCAGAGAGGUAAUGCAUUUGUUAGCUCCUCGAUAA